CAAUUCCAGGGCCACUCUCCAGCGGGCGGUUGUGUCCUAGCAACCUGUUGCGAAUAUCGUGUAAUGUUACCAAAUUUUACAAUUGGCCUUAACGAAACACAAUUUGGUCUAGUGGCUCCCCCUUUUAUAAGAGCAUCAUUCAAAAAUGUACUACCAGCUAGAAAGGCUGAAUUGGCUUUGUGUCAGGGGAAAAUGUUCAGCAGCAAAGAAGCUUUGGAUGUCGGAUUAAUCGAUGACAUGGCAAACACCAAGGAGGAGGGACAUGCAAUGUCUACCAAGUUUCUACAAACAUUUAGCAAUGUAAAUCCCGCUGCUCGAUCCCCAAUGAAACAACAAUUUCGUGGCAAAGAUCUUGAUGAAUUGCGAAGGAAUAAGAAGAAGGAUAUGGAAAAUUAUGUAAAAUUUGUUACCCAGGAUCAUGUACAAAAAAGAAUUGGUUUAUAUUUGGAAAAGUUGCAUAAUAAAACGAAAAAGUAA
Musca domestica (house fly) is the source of this 477-nucleotide messenger RNA. Its product is annotated as enoyl-CoA delta isomerase 1, mitochondrial-like. Gene Ontology annotation, biological process: fatty acid beta-oxidation. The record is from RefSeq and is a predicted model, not a curated record. Lineage: Eukaryota; Metazoa; Arthropoda; Insecta; Diptera; Muscidae. The transcript has a single exon. The annotation marks the transcript as partial. Gene Ontology annotation, cellular component: mitochondrion. Gene Ontology annotation, molecular function: enoyl-CoA hydratase activity.